AUGCCAGAACCGGACAGCCCGGACAAACAGAUCUUCAACAUGAACCUACGGGUCUUGACGAGCCUGCUUAACGUACAAAUCGCGAAUAUAAUCACAGUAGCAUCGUGGGCGACUGUAUUCGAGCUUCAUCACGUGUCUGAAUGGGACGAGCAAGCCUGGAAUGGCGGCUACUUAGACCAUCCUAAAAGCUGGGUCAAGAUUGGGAUCGAAGGUCAUCUCUUCAUCGUUUCUUCACCACCUACAGCAACAAAUAAAUACUGGCGCUACUUCAUCAUCGUGAUCAAUCGUAACAGUCGCAUCAGUUUUGCUCUUGAAAUCAAACAAUGCGGACAGACAACCACCUUCGACGAGGCAGAUGACAUGCUCUAUCUCUCACAGCACGCUUGGCCCCCUGAAGUCCACCAAAAAGACUUCUGGGGCGUAGAAAAGCCUGAUGACGGAGCUCACGAAUUUGGAAUAUGGAUUUACUCCGACGGAAGUAGCGCGCCACAUCCUCAAGCCAUCCUCACAAAGAUGAAUUUUUGCCAAAUGCUUGGCCGCAUCCAACACGACGAGCUCAACACCGGACAAAAAGACUACUACUCAAACAUCCCCGACGAAUACCGGCACUUCAACUACGACCAAAUCUACGCCAUGAUUCGCACAGGCUACGACCCGCUCGACCCCAACGACGAGCCAAUUUCCGCCCAAACCCUCCGCGACGUCGACAGAUUCGACCUGCAAAAGACCGACGUAAUCACUCCUAAUCGCCCUCCACGAGACUUCCGCGCCAUCCCCUCGCCACUCGACGCGUUGUCAUCCCGCCCCUGCAGCCCCGACUACCCCUCGUCGGUCUCCUCGCGUGGCUACGACCACACCUCCCAGCGCUCCUACAGGGCGUCCCCUCAGCAACGCCUCCGCUUCGCAGCCGCCCACUCCCCCGCCACCAGCCAAGCCGCGUCUGCAACAAAGGAGUGGCCUCGCGGCUACGUCCACCCAAAGGACUCGCCGCCGCCAACGCCCCGCUUCCCGCCCUCCUCCCCGCCCAAAGCUGCCUUUCCCCGCGCGACCCCCUCCCCGCCACCGCCAAAGGGCCCUGCUUCGCCAGGCGCCGACCGGCAGCGUCUCUGCUGUCUCUCUUUACGAAAGCGGCCGCAAAGGCCAAGCCUAAGGGCAAAGGUGGUAGGAAAUCCUUUUCUUUACGAUGAGUAG
Messenger RNA from Bacidia gigantensis, 1191 nucleotides. RefSeq lists its product as uncharacterized. The record is from RefSeq and is a predicted model, not a curated record. Lineage: Eukaryota; Fungi; Ascomycota; Lecanoromycetes; Lecanorales; Ramalinaceae. Gene Ontology annotation, molecular function: enzyme activator activity. The transcript is spliced from 2 exons. The coding region runs from base 1 to 1191 and encodes 396 amino acids. Gene Ontology annotation, biological process: positive regulation of catalytic activity; deadenylation-dependent decapping of nuclear-transcribed mRNA.